Messenger RNA from Mycena indigotica, 1164 nucleotides. Its product is annotated as Vacuolar protein sorting-associated protein 74. The coding region runs from base 34 to 1164 and encodes 376 amino acids. The transcript has 5 exons. Gene Ontology annotation, cellular component: cytosol; trans-Golgi network; Golgi cisterna. Gene Ontology annotation, molecular function: phosphatidylinositol-4-phosphate binding. The record is from RefSeq and is a predicted model, not a curated record. Gene Ontology annotation, biological process: Golgi organization; Golgi vesicle budding; retrograde vesicle-mediated transport, Golgi to endoplasmic reticulum. NCBI's taxonomy places the organism in Eukaryota, Fungi, Basidiomycota, Agaricomycetes, Agaricales, Mycenaceae.
CCACCCAUCCCCCGCAGCGCUGAGCUGUUCACAAUGGCCUCCUCUGGGCUUUCCCGGCGACGAGCGCCGGCUACAAGCACCGACCGUGACGAAGACCGCACCCAAUCGACCACUCCUCCACUGAACAAUUCCUCGUCUGAAAAUGGCACAAGCACACAUGCUGGGUCGGCGUUUGCAGGCGGCUCGCGUGUAGCUUUCGAUCCACGCGACCUUGUUCUUGAGGCUGGCGAGGACGCUCGAGUUGGCGGGAAGCUUCCUCGUUUAACGCUGAUGGAGGAAGUGCUGCUGCUCGGUAUCAAGGACAAGCAGGGGUAUCUCAGCUUCUGGAACGACAACAUCAGCUAUGCCCUGCGAGGCUGCAUACUCAUUGAACUCGCGCUCAGACGGAGAAUUGGCAUUGUGAGGGACCCUGGACGCAAACGCCUACCGCUGCCAGAUCGGUUGGUGACUGUGCUGUCCACGCGCCAGACUGGAGAGACAUUGUUGGACGAGACAUUGAAGAUGAUGAAGCAAACUGAAGACUCGGGUGAAAAGAUGGGGGUGGGGACAUGGGUUGACUUGCUCAGUGGUGAAACUUGGAAUGUGCUCAAGAUCGGCUUCCAGCUCAAACAAGUUCGCGAGCGUUUGGCGAAAGGCUUAGUCGACAAGGGCGUUCUUAGAACGGAAAAGACGAACUUUUUGUUGUUUGAUAUGGCAACACAUCCAGUAGCGGACGCGCAUGUCAAGGCUGGCGUCGUCAACCGCGUGGUGGCACUAUUGACUAGCGGGACGAGCGCAGUUCCACCACAAGCCCUGGACGCGGAAGGCACUCAAUGCCGGACCCUUCGUUCUGUCUGCCUUGUUUGCUCAGCCUACACCGCCUCCGUACUUGAUAAUGCAUUUGGCCGACUAGGAUACGAGGAGCGGGAAGCGGCGUUUGGCAGAUGUGAUGAAAUACUUGCAGAGUUUGCUGUCUGGCCAUUUGGUGGUGGCACAGGUGGCACCGAAUCUAAACGCAAAAACCGUAUUGCAACUGGGUCUGGUGGUGUUGACGUCGGGCGGGAGAGUGUCCGCGGACUUGUCGCCGCAGCUCGAACUGAGGCUAUCGGUGGGGACGAGGAUGCCGGCUUUGAGCUGAUUGCGGCGGUCCUGGAGGUCCUCAGCAAGCUUGAUUCGUUGCUAUGA